This is a messenger RNA of Hyalella azteca, 1150 nucleotides long. RefSeq lists its product as uncharacterized. The transcript is spliced from 4 exons. The record is from RefSeq and is a predicted model, not a curated record. Bases 136 to 849 code for a protein of 237 amino acids. NCBI's taxonomy places the organism in Eukaryota, Metazoa, Arthropoda, Malacostraca, Amphipoda, Hyalellidae.
GUCUGUUACGUUGUGUAGGGUAGUUACUGCUCAAGGUUUGAACAAAUACCACCCCUUCUGCACGUUCUGGUGUAGUGUUGAGUACAAGAUAUUCGAGUCCAAUAGUCCUCGACUGCAAUCCAUUGCUGAACGAGGAUGGGCGGCCGAGCGGUGAUGGCACUAGCGCUGUUACUGAGUGCUAUUUUGGUCAGCACUGCGUCUGCUGACUCGGCACUAAAUCAAACGUCAGCAGAUGCCGUUGUCAACACAUCACUUCCUCUCCCUGACCUCGUAGUUGAAAAACCUUCUGACGUCGUUGACAAAACUGAAAAUCAUACCCGAUUUUCAACAACGGCCCAUCAGGAACCAAAUCAUGAAUUAAGGAACACUUCCUCGAGUAAUAAAACAGCAAACCUCACUAAUGUCGAAAUACCUUCAUCGAACGAGACGAAAAUCGUCGAAUCGCGUACCGAUGCAUCGUCUGCGAAAGAAAAAUUUUUCUUCGGUUCAUUCCGCACUCAAACUCACAUCAUCGUGACUUACUCAACAUCUACUGUGCCCCUGUACUGCCUUCUCGGCACAGCAACUUCCGCCUGUACCGUAGGUCGACGCAGGAGGAAGAGGCAAUCGGUACCGAUAUCACUUCUCGCCAACGAAAUGCAAGAUAGAGUGGAGAGUUCGUUGUCUGGUUUCGACUCCAAGGGACAAAUGCGCGAGGUGGUCGAUGGCGGGAAGAAAUUCUUCACAGUCUGGACCAAGUUCCUGACCACGACCACCCUCACCACCACCGCCACCAACACAGCAUCAACCAUCAGCUUGUCUUACUACUGUACUGCGGGAUCCAUUUCUCUUCCGGCGAACUGUGGUUAGAGCAGACAGCAUCAUCGCCAGGACACGAAUAUGGAUUCAAACAACGACAUUAACUCAACUUGCAAAUACGCAUUUUUCCUCCAAAUAUGGUAUAAUCAAAUCAAUAGCGGUGUUACAACCGUCCAACACAGUGACGCUUUCUUCACGAACGCUCUCAAAAUGCAUCCCUCACCUCAAAACCAGUUUCAUCACACAGAGACGACAUUGAAGGAAAGUUGACACAGUGUUCUAUAUUUAUUGCUUGCUGUAACGAGAGAUAUGCUAUGUAACAUCAAAACUAGAUAAUAAAUCAUCUACCUUA